UGUGCGAAUCCACAUAAUAAUAACUGGAUCAACGGCAACCCAUCGUUUCUUCCCACCCGCGUAUUAUCCCUCGUCUCGUCUUCUCAAAAAAUUUUCCGAAUAGUUUUCCCAGAAACGAAAGAUCUCUCUUUUAUUGUGGGGGAAGAUUCAUCGUGGUGUUUAAUUUACUGGGCAUCUCGAAAAAAUCACAACUUUCAUCCCUUACCUGAUUUGUUGAUUCGUUACAAUCAAUUUACUUUUGGUGUUCUGUUUCUUUGUUCUUCUUCUUCUUCAAUGGGAGCAUUAGAUGAAGGACGUUUGAAUCUGGAGCUAGAGCUAGAGACUGGAAUCAAAAACGCUUGCAUUGAUCUCGCUUUCGAGCACCAACCAGAGACUUUAGCCAUCCAAGACGCUGUCAAGCUUCUCCUCCAAGGUCUUCACGAGGAUGUCAACAGAGAAGGCAUCAAAAAGACUCCUUUCCGUGUCGCCAAGGCCCUUCGUGAAGGCACCAGAGGUUAUAAGCUAAAGGUGAAGGAGUAUGUACAGAGUGCUCUGUUUCCAGAAGCAGGGCUAGAAGAUGGCAUUGGACAAGCGGGGGGAGUUGGAGGACUCGUCGUCGUUCGAGACCUCGAUCACUACUCUUACUGUGAGUCUUGCUUGCUUCCUUUUCACGUCAGGUGCCACGUGGGUUACGUCCCAUCUGAGCAGCGUGUUUUGGGACUGAGCAAGUUCUCCAGAGUCGCUGACGUUUUCGCCAAGCGGCUCCAGGAGCCUCAGGGUUUGGCUGAUGAUAUAUGCUCUGCUCUCCACCACUGGGUCAAACCCUCUGGCGUCGCCGUUGUUCUGCAGUGCUCUCACAUUCACUUCCCAUGCUUGGACGUAAAGUCUCUAAGCGAUAAUGGGUUUGUGAAGCUCAUGGUUUCCUCCGGGUCAGGUGUUUUCGAGGACGAAGGGUCCAGUCUUUGGGGUGAGUUCUUGAGUUUCUUGAAACUCAAAGGCGUAAAGACGGAAGCCUUGUGUGGCUCUGUGAAGAAAGAGUGGUGUCCUAGCGUUAAAACCUCGUCUGAAGAAGAAGAUCCUGAGAUGGUUUCCGCGGUUGUUUCGAUUCUGAAGUCGUUAGGAGAAGAUCCGUCAAGGGAAGGACUUAUUGCUACACCAUCUAGAUUCCUCAAGUGGAUGAUGAACUUCCAAAACGUUAACCUCGAGAUGAAGCUUAACGGCGUUAACGGCGUCAAAGCUAACGGCGAGGUCAAGCUGCACUGUGAACUGAACUUACCGUUUUGGUCAAUGUGUGAGCAUCAUUUGCUUCCUUUCUACGGAGUUGUUCACAUUGGCUACUAUUGCGGUGAAGGAUACAGCCACAAGUCAUUGAUGAAGUCUAUUGUACACUUUUACGGGUUCAAGCUUCAAGUGCAAGAGAGGAUGACUCGUCAGAUAGCUGAGACGCUAUCGCCUCUCGUUGGUGGGGAUGUGAUCGUUGUAGCCGAGGCAGGGCAUACUUGUAUGAUCUCUAGAGGGAUUGAGAAGUUUGGAAGCAGCACUGCGACUAUUGCUGUUUUGGGUCAGUUUUCGAAUGAUGGUUCUGCAAGAGCUGAGUUUCUAGACAAGAUCCAUGCAACGGCUGCUUUGAAGGCAGAUGCAAGCUCCCCAUUUUGAGUGGGUUUACUUGUUUGUUUGUUUGUUUGUUGUGUUUUGUUUGGUAUCAUAAUCACUUUGAAGUUUCAAAACUAAGGAAGCGAUUUGAUUUCUUGGUUAUUGAUUCUUCUUCUAUGUUAGAUGUGUCAUUAUCUUUACAAUAAUUGAUCUUGUGAACCAUUAUACAUUCUACUAUUGGGAUUUGUUUU
Messenger RNA from Brassica oleracea var. oleracea, 1823 nucleotides. RefSeq names its product GTP cyclohydrolase 1. The transcript is spliced from 2 exons. Gene Ontology annotation, molecular function: GTP cyclohydrolase I activity; zinc ion binding; GTP binding. Gene Ontology annotation, cellular component: cytoplasm. The record is from RefSeq and is a predicted model, not a curated record. Bases 274 to 1635 code for a protein of 453 amino acids. Gene Ontology annotation, biological process: tetrahydrobiopterin biosynthetic process; tetrahydrofolate biosynthetic process. NCBI's taxonomy places the organism in Eukaryota, Viridiplantae, Streptophyta, Magnoliopsida, Brassicales, Brassicaceae.